AUGCAGAACAGACAGAAAAGCAGGUGUCCUCCCUCCUUACCCAUCAACAGCUCCUGCAGAGAUAAGAGUAUGCUCAUCCUGAAGCAGCACCACAGCCUCAGGUCGGGCAAACUCGGGGAGCAGUGCGAAGCCGUCGUUCGUUUUCCCAGGCUCUUCCAGAAAUAUCCUUUCCCUAUUCUCAUUAAUUCGGCUUUCCUAAAGCUGGCUGAUGUUUUCAGAGUGGGAAACAACUUCCUGAGGCUGUGUGUGCUGAAAGUUACUCAGCAAAGUGAGAAGCACUUGGAGAAGAUCCUAAAUGUGGAUGAGUUUGUGAAAAGAGUUUUCUCAGUAAUUCAUAGCAAUGAUCCGGUUGCUCGAGCUAUUACACUCCGGAUGUUGGGCAGCAUGGCAUCUAUUAUUCCAGAAAGGAAGAAUGCACAUCACAGUAUUCGUCAGAGUUUGGAUUCCCAUGAUAAUGUGGAAGUUGAAGCUGCUAUAUUUGCUGCUGCCAACUUUUCUGCACAAUCAAAGGAUUUUGCUGCAGGAAUAUGUAAUAAAAUCAGUGAGAUGAUUCAAGGUUUAGCCACACCUGUGGACUUGAAAUUGAAGUUGAUCCCUAUUCUCCAGCACAUGCAUCAUGAUGCUAGCCUGGCCUCCAGCUCCCGGCAGCUGCUUCAGCAGUUGGUAACGUCGUAUCCCUCUACCAAGAUGGUCAUUGUUACUCUGCACACCUUUACUCUGCUUGCUGCUUCUUCUUUGGUUGACAUUCCUAAACAGAUCCAGCUUUUGUUGCAGUACUUGAAGAAUGACCCCAGGAAGGCUGUGAAGAGGCUUGCAAUCCAAGAUUUAAAGUUGUUGGCCAACAAGACACCACAUACAUGGAGCAGAGAAAAUAUUCAGGCACUCUGUGAAUCUGCUCUUCAGACUCCUUAUGACAGCUUGAAGUUGGGCAUGCUAUCUGUUCUUUCGACGUUAUCAGGGACCAUUGCCAUUAAACAGUACUUCAGCAGUGCUCCAGGAACAGCAGCUACAACGGUGAGAUCAUUUGAUUUAGUCAAACUAGCACAGGAGUGCUGUUACCAUAAUAACCGUGGCAUUGCAGCUCAUGGUGUGAGAAUUCUGACUAAUAUAUCAGCCUCUUGUCAGGAAAAAGAUCUUCUGCCUUUGGAGCAAGAUGCAGUGUUUGGCUUAGAAUCUCUUCUUGUUCUUUGUAGUCAAGAUGACAGUCCAGGAGCUCAGGCAACCUUAAAGAUCACAUUAACUUGUAUGGUGAAGCUGGUCAAGUGCCGUCCUCAUCUGAGCCAGUCAGUAGUUGAAUCCCUGCUGACCCAGUUGCACAGUGCCCAGGACGCUGCUAGGAUUCUCAUGUGCCACUGUUUAGCAGCUAUUGCCAUGCAGCUGCCUGUCUUAGCAGAUGGGAUGCUAGGGGACCUAAUGGACCUCUAUAAAUUAAUUGGACGAUCUACCACAGAUAAAAAACAGGAACUCUUGGUUUCUCUUGCCACAGUGAUAUUUGUUUCCAGUCAGAAAGCUUUAUCUUCAGAAAUCAAAACUGUUAUCAAACAGCAACUUGAGAACGCCUCCAAUGGAUGGACAGCCUACAGGAUAGCCAGGCAGGCUUCCAGAAUGGGCAACCAUGACAUGGCCAGAGAACUGUAUCAAAGCCUGCUGACUCAGGUGGCUUCAGAACACUUCUACUUCUGGCUGAACAGCUUGAAGGAGUUCUCCCAUGCAGAACAGUGUCUGACAGGUUUGCAGGAGGACAACUAUAGCUCAGCACUUUCUUGCAUUGCUGAAGCUUUAAAAUCCUAUCACAAAGGAAUAGCGUCACUGACGGCUGCUAGUACGCCACUUAAUCCUCUGAGCUUUCAGUGUGGAUUUGUGAAACUCAGGAUUGACCUUCUGCAAGCUUUUUCUCAACUUAUUUGUACCUGCAACAGCCUAAAAACAAGUCCACCACCAGCUAUUGCCACAACGAUUGCUAUGACAUCAGGAAAUGAUCUCCAAAGGUGUGGGCGCAUCUCUAACCAGAUGAAACACUCAAUGGAAGAAUUCCGAAACCUGGCUACACGGUAUGGAGAUCUAUAUCAGUCAUCUUUUGAUGCAGACUCAGCAACUCUAAGGAAUGUAGAACUACAACAGCAGAGCUGCCUGUUGAUUUCACAUGCGAUAGAAGCUCUGAUUUUGGAUCCAGAAUCUGCAAGUUUCCAGGAAUAUAGCUCAAAUGGAACAGCACAUGUUGAGAGUGAAUAUGAAAGAAGAAUGAUGUCUGUAUUUAAUCAUGUACUGGAAGAAGUGGAAUCCCUCAACAGGAAGUAUGCUCCUGUGUCUUACUUGCAUACAGCUUGUCUGUGCAAUGCUGUCAUUGCGUUGUUGAAGGUACCCCUUUCAUUUCAAAGAUACUUUUUUCAAAAGCUGCAGUCUACAAGCAUUAAGCUUGCUCUAUCCCCAUCUCCGAGGAAUCCAGCAGAACCUAUUGCAGUACAGAACAAUCAACAGUUGGCCCUAAAGGUGGAAGGAGUGGUUCAGCAUGGAUCUAAACCAGGCCUUUUCCGUAAAAUCCAAUCCGUCUGUCUAAAUGUCUCUUCAGUGUUGCAGAGCAAAGCUGGACAAGACUAUAAGAUUCCUAUUGACAACAUGACCAAUGAAAUGGAGCAGAGGGUGGAACCGCACAACGACUACUUCAGCACUCAGUUUCUGUUAAACUUUGUAAUACUUGGCACCCACAACAUCACAGUAGAGUCCUCUGUAAUAGAUUCAAAUGGUAUUACCUGGAAAACUGGGCCUAAAACAACUAUUUUUGUUAAAUCUCUUGAGGAUCCAUACUCCCAGCAGGUUCGUCUUCAGCAACAGCAAGGACAGCCACCAUCACAACAGCAACAGCAAAGAACAGCUUACUCACGGUUUUAAUUCCCAGAAGUGACUCUAUCCUAGUCAAUGGUAUUACAGUUUUUCUUGGACACUUUUUUUGAAAGACGUACAAUUUUAACCUUCUAGAAAGUCUCGGGUGCCAAUUCCUUGCUUUUUAAAUUAUCUGGGGUAAAUUUGAACUUGAAUCAGCGGAGGCAGCUAUUCAAAUUUGGAGUUGUGCUUUUAAUAUAAGAACUUCUACCUGAUCUCUUUGCUUCUGUUCACAAACCUGUUGCAGCCAGGUCCGCAAACUUUGAUAGCAGGGGACACUAAGAGCUCUUUGACUAGUACUUUCUGUACUUAGGCUUAUAGGACAUUGGUAAACGCUUUGGUUAUUUAUACAGAACUGAGUGAAACACAGAGUCUGUACCUUUUAAUGUGAAGGAAUUAACAGGAAUAUCCAGAGGUGAUUUUUUUUUCUGACACUUCUGGUAUCUGGCUGGUAUAUGUAUAUUAUUACAAUUCAUCAGCACUACUUAAUGCAUACAUCUGAAAGAAAAUAAGUUGCAGCUCACUUCUCAUACCCAGUCAUUGUAGAGGGACGAGACUGCUUGAGGGGUUGCUGUCCGGGGAGUUUUCCAAGAGGCAGAAUUGUACAGGUGGGAACAUAACUGUUUCUCAGAUAAUAUGGAAAAGAUUACUAUGUUGGUUUUAAUUCUUCAUGUAUUUGUAUUUCGGAAGGCUUUGGUUUUGUUGGGUUUUUUGUUUGUUCUUUUAAGAGGGAAGUUAUCAUUAUAUUUUAACUGCUUUUUUUUAAAAAAAUAAUUUUGUAUACCAAAGCUUUAUAGUCUUGUGUACUCUUCGACUAAUUUAGUAAUCUUGUUACUUUUGCAGGAUAACUGGAAGUAGAAUUUUGAUAAUAUUAGGAAUUGAUUCAGAAUAAUUUUGGAAAUAUGCUGCUUCAUUCAUAGUUUUCAUGCUUCCUUUGAGAUACAAAAGGCCGACCUCUGCCUGUGUCUGGACUCCCAGGCAAUAGAUCACAUAACAUGUCCUUCACCUUGUUCUCAUAAAUAAUCUCUGCUUAUCACUCUGCAGGAAAGUAGGACCCACUUGAAUGUGGAGGAGGAAGGAUGGCAUUUCUUACAGAAUUCAGUUUGUAAAUGGUUUAAUCCCUCUCAUUGGUGCAGAAAUUUUCACUGUUGUUUUCUCAGUAAAUUCCUAAGAUACUGUUAUUUCAAGUUUAUUUCACUGUAGAAGCUGACUAGAGCUUGCAGACUCUGCUUGCUUUGUAUGUAGAGAAUAUGAUAAUGAAUUGUUGUAAGCCUAGGUUUCUUUGGCAUAGCUGGAUGAAGAAUUGUUUUCUCUCUGUUUUCUCGUAAUAGUUGCUUAAGAAAUCAACUUUCUUCCUCUUGGCUUGAGACUAACAACAAAAAAAGGAGGUGGUGGUCAUAGAUUUCGUAAUAUCUUGAUCAGGUUAUAAGCCUAAGCAGAAAAGAUAAUUGGGAUGCAAAGUGGAAAUAAGACUCACAAAAUUGGUGAAAAAUUCACCAGCAUCCUUCUCAAAUUUGAUUUUUUUAUUUUCUGCAGGAGGCAGAAGCUGCUGCUGCCCUUCAAGCUGGCUGAGGAAAGUGGUAGUUUCUGUCCACACUUUUAUAGUUAGAUACUUGCAGUUUUGUGUGUGUAUAUACACACAGCUAUGUAUGCAUGCAUGUGUACAUCUACCUAUAACUACAUAUAGUUAUAUGGUCCAGAAAGAGAUGAUUCAUCUAGUGUUGUGCAUGCAGUCUAUCAGAUUGAAGUUUUUCACUAUUUGUGGUUGGCUGGGGUUUUUCAUUAAAGUCGUAGAUCUUAACCAUAAAACCCUCCUUACUGUAAUGCAGAAAAUUAAAAAAGACUAGGAGGUCAAACAUUUUUUUUUUUUAUCCUGCAUAAUGAAUGUGUGUUUCUUGCUCUGUUAUUGACCAGUAUGUUGCUGGAAACCUGUAAUGGUGGCAUUCCAAAAUAACUCAGAAAUAAAACAAGAUUUCCACACUGGGGAGUAGACUUUUCUCAUAAGUCACAUGAUGU
Messenger RNA from Egretta garzetta (little egret), 4896 nucleotides. RefSeq names its product integrator complex subunit 7 (gene INTS7). Gene Ontology annotation, cellular component: integrator complex. Lineage: Eukaryota; Metazoa; Chordata; Aves; Pelecaniformes; Ardeidae. Gene Ontology annotation, biological process: snRNA 3'-end processing. The record is from RefSeq and is a predicted model, not a curated record. Bases 1 to 2889 code for a protein of 962 amino acids. The transcript has 20 exons.